This is a messenger RNA of Acaromyces ingoldii, 1350 nucleotides long. RefSeq lists its product as hypothetical. The coding region runs from base 42 to 1250 and encodes 402 amino acids. The transcript is spliced from 2 exons. NCBI's taxonomy places the organism in Eukaryota, Fungi, Basidiomycota, Exobasidiomycetes, Exobasidiales, Cryptobasidiaceae. The record is from RefSeq and is a predicted model, not a curated record.
UCCUUGCCUCCCGUCCAGCUACUGGUGCGACAGAAGUCAAGAUGGCCAAGGGAAGAAAGAACGCUUCGCAGACAGCCAAGAUCACCGAGAUCGUGGAGCCGACACCUUCAAAGGCUAAAGGCGGAAAAGAUGCUUCGCCAAGCGCGGUGCCAUUCAUCGUCCUGGGCGCGCUGUCGAUUGCUUUCGGCCUCGCCAUCCACCUCACCGCCGUUUGGAACAGCCCGGAAAGGUCCGUCAGUCAACUUCUGGAACUUUCCACCCGCCAAAUCAAGUCUAGAAUCAAUGUAGCUCACGAUUGGCCCGAUGCUGCGACGUCGGCGUUCCUCGAGGCGCACGCACAGACGCUAUUUCGCGCCUUCUUGAUUGCUAUUGCCGUCUUCAAAGACCUUCUUCGAGACGACACAGGCAAGGCACUCUUCCUCAUCAUCACGGCGGUGGGUGCGCCGAUGUUCAAUUUUGCUGCAGUCGAGUCUAUCAAGCACGGUCGGCACCCUCUGCUUCACAUCACCACGUACGCCGUCGCGGCCACGCUGGGCCAAGUGAUGUGCAUCGGUGCCGCUACGCCCUUAUUCUACCUACCUGCCUACGCCUACGUUCGGUGGUCAGAGAGCAAGAAACCCCUCUCGGUCCAUCCUCUCCCCUCUUCCAGCUUCGCCAACGUCUUUCUGGCCCAGCUCGUAGGAGCAGCAACGGUCGCCACGAUUAUCGGCACCGUCUUUCUGCCCGUGGAGAGCCGAGAGUGGCUCCUCGUCAACAUUGCCUUUCAGUUCUUUCCGUUGUUCCUCAUCCCGCUCGCCUUUGCCUCGUCACGGGUCAAAGCGGCCAUCGAUGAGAAUGGCGACGUCUCAAAGCCCCGGCUUGCCACUUCCGAGUCGUACCGCAUGAUGGGCUACAUUUGCCUGGGCCUCUACUACGCCGGCCUCUACUACGGCUUCCAGGGCUUCAGAAGGGCCUAUGCGGCACGCACGUUCAACAACGAUGCCCAAUGGACCAUCUUUUGGGACCUAAUCGGUCUGCUCGGCUCCCUCUAUCUCUUUGUCCUCAUCGACAGCUUCGCAGACGAGGCGGCCAUCAAGCGGGGUGCCCAGAGGGUCCACGCGAGGCGAUUCCUGCCCGAGGACAUCCUCAUGGGCUUGCCCGGUGCGCUCCUCCUAAGCCCUGGCUGGGCCGCAGCGACCUAUUGGCAGAGGAGGGAAGUGCUGGCGGAAAAGGCCAGGCUGGGUGUUGUGCCUAUCGACAAGGACGACUGAGCGGUGUCAUUUGACUAAUCAAUCGGAAAAGGGUCUGCUCGCUUUAGCCUUCGAGACUACUGUACAUCAGAUCUGUUGCUGCAAUCUUUAAAUUAAUCGU